AUGGCUUCUCAAAUGAGUGGUAUACCAGGUGAAGGUUUCAUACCUAGUUACGGUUACGACAGUCAACCAUCACAAGGACCAAUACACUCUCAAAUGCCAGUACACGAAGGAAACCAUCCAAUGUAUAUGAACCCACCCAAACAAGAAAUGGACGCACCACAAAGGCCAUAUAGUUAUGUACCAAUGACUCCAAGUCCAUCAGUUCAACGAUCAAACGGCACAAACCCAAAUAACACAUCUCAAACGCCAAAUUCAGUAUCUGAUCGUAAAAGAAUUGACGGCCAUCCACCUCCUUUUACAACUUCAUCUUUUCCUUCAACGCCAUAUAAUAGUGCCACUCGAAAGAGAAGAUCUGACACUUUGGGUUUCCCUGGAGAUGCUGGCCCAUUCUUCUCGCCCACAAAGCAACACUAUAAUCUCUAUAGCAUGGAUCGAGCCAAUAGUUAUAAACUUCAUAUAAACUCAAAAGUUGAUCGUGGAUUCUUCUUGGCUGAUAGUGAUUGGACUUGCUACCGAAGGAAUUAUUUCCAAAUCAGCAGCGCAUUCUCCAUUACCCUGAACGGAGCGGCGCAUACGCUGAAUGAAUCCGAAGUACCAUGUCUAAUCGAAGUUGAUGGUCAAUUCCACACAGUUUCACAAUUCUUGCUUGGAAUCACCGCUCGUGUGUCUAAUAGUGAUAAAAAGAUCGAAUUGGUGCAACACACACCAAAACGUGAUAAAGGUCCUCAAAUGGUCCCAAUACCAAAACCAAUUAGAGCCGGUGGAAAUCUUAAUCUUAGCUCAGUUGGAUCAAAUUCAAAUAUCGUGACGUUUGAACGCAUUCAAUUCAAGACAGCCACCGCUAAUAAUGGUAAACGUCGGGCUGCUCAACAAUAUUAUGUAGUAUUGGUAGAUCUAUAUGCACAAGUAGAGAGUGGUGAGACUCACCGAGUAGCAACUUCUACCUCGGCUGCAUUAGUUGUACGUGGUCGUAGCCCUGGACAUUACGCGGAUAAUCAUGAACGUUAUAACCCGAUGGGCCCUGCUUUCCCCAGUGAUCGCAAUAUAUUUCAUAAUCCACAAAAUAAUGCACCAGGAGUGAUGCCAGGUGAUUAUGUUGGUUCAGCUUUCCCUCCAUAUGGCUCAUAUCCACAAUUCACUAGCUUUCCACCCGUGAACAAUCCAAGUAUGCGAAAUGAGGGGGGACUAUCAUUAAUAAUGGGUAGUACACCAAAUACUCCAACUACGCCUUUCCAUUCUCAACACUCGCAUCAACCUUACAUGGUGCCAAAUAUCAAUGAGGUCAAUUCAUCGGAAUCUUCAAAUUCCGACCUCUACCACAAUCCAAAUAUAGAACACAGCUCGCACGAUCAAAAGAUUCAGCAUAUACCUCCGCACCAUCAACAUCAUCAAUCUCAAGUUGGUAUGGAAAUGCAUAACGUGGAAGCUAAUUCCGCCCAUAAUUCCGCCUUCUCAUCAUAUGAGUCACGGCAUUUACCAACGGGCGCGAAUUCAAAUAAUUCAUCAUCAUCUGCAAAACAAUUUAUGAAGAUUCAAAUUCCACAAUCAUCUUCCGAUAUACCAGACCAUCCUUUAACUUCUCCCGGAUUCCAUUCUCAAGAAUACGUCGAAGGGUUCCAAAUGUAUAACGGUCAUAUCCCGAAUAAUGCAUCACACCAUCACGGUGGAUACCAUUCCGACAAUGAACAGCACCACGCUAAUGGAUAUCAACGGAACAGUCGAAGCUCACCAAACUUACCAGCCACUGGACGAUCUGAUAGUGUAUCUGGACCAUCAUCGCAAUCUAACGGACAUCAUGUAUCCUCAAGUCCUCAGAUGAAUAGCGGAGACCAUAAGACUGGAUCGAGUAAUCCAACAACUGGCUCGAAUGGUCGACUUGAUCAUCAUGGAUCGAAAUCACCUCCAUCAAAUUCGAGUAGUACAAAUUCUACCCCAACUUCAGAGUUGGGUAAAAGUCUUGGGCAACUUAAUAUGAAUUACCGUAUGGGCAAAUUGGAAGAAUCCGAUAAACUAUAG
This is a messenger RNA of Ambispora gerdemannii, 2016 nucleotides long. The record is from the annotation of a GenBank genome assembly. Lineage: Eukaryota; Fungi; Glomeromycota; Glomeromycetes; Archaeosporales; Ambisporaceae.